UUGUUCUCCGGCACCUCCGGGGGACACUAACCUUAAAAUUCAGAAAACAAACAGUUUCUGACGAAUAUUGUUUUCCUCAAUGUCAGCGAAGAAUCUGUAUCAAAGUUGGCUUCCUCUUAAUUAAUAUAAAUAACGACGCUUUCGCUCAACAUGAGUUUCAACUUUAAUCAGCAACAAGUCCCUGCAGGAGCUAAUUCUUUAGGAGUCAGACCUGCUGCUCCAGCCUUUGGGGCUCCAACAGCUGCUCCAGCCUUUGGAGCUCCUACAGCUGCUCCCUCGUUUGGGGCUGCAACAGCAGCUCCUUCAUUUGGAGCUCCCACAUCUGCUCCGUCGUUUGGGGCUCCAACAGCUGCUCCAGCCUUUGGAGCUCCCACAGCUGCUCCCUCGUUUGGAGCUGCAACAGCUGCUCCUUCAUUUGGAGCUGCAACAGCUACCCCUUCGUUUGGGGCUGCAUCAGCAGCUCCAACGUUUGGAGCUGCAACUGCCGCCCCCUCGUUUGGGGCUGCUACUGCAGCUCCUGCAUUUGGGACUGCAACAGCCACAUCUGCAGCCCCUGCGUCAACGGCCCCUUCAGCAUUUGGGCAGAGCUUUGGGACCCCAGCAUCCUCAGCAGUAUCAGUGGGCGUUGUAGCUCCACAGCCACAGUUGUCUCUAUUUGCAACCCCUUCUGCUGCACCAAAACCAACAGCAGGAUUAACCACUCAACCAGCCACUAGCAAUUCACUCUUCGCUGCUCCUCAGGCCACACCUGGACUUUUUGGUGCCCCCUCAUCUGCACCAUCUGCAUCGUCUGCCGGCCUCUUCUCUGGACUUACUACAGCUAAACCUACCGGUCAGUUCGGAACAACGGCUGCCCCAACCUCCCUCAGCUUUGGUACAACUUCGUUAGCACAGACAUCCACUGCCACCUCAGGUUUUGGUUUAGGAGGGUCCACAGCUGCAGCCCCUGCCCCAUCCGUUGGUUUGGGUGGAGUAGCUUCCACAUCCUCAAGUGGGCUGACAAGUUUGUCGGGAUUGGCGGGAGCUCAAACUACUAGAACAGAAGCCAAAUCCCCUAAAGAAACACCUAUACCAGAUGAUAUUGCUAGAGGAGUUGAAACAUUUAGGCAAUAUGUGAAAAAGCAAAAGAGUUUCAGCUCAGAGAUUGCAAGGUGCUCAUCCAAGCCAUUGCUCAAAGUACAGGAGGAUACAGAUGCAAUGAAGCUUGUGUUGACAAGUAACACUGCUGGUCUUCAGCGAUUAAAAUCUAUAGCUGAUAAACUAAAAGCUGACACCGCAAAGGCUCUUCAGCACACUGAAAUGGCUCAGCGUACCCAUGACACCCCAGCGGGCCUUCAGUACGAUAACACAGCCCCCCUUCAAUAUUUUGCUGAACUUGUUUCUGGUUUCGAGAGAGACAUCAAACUAUUUCGCCAAGAAAUUGAAAAUGCCGAGAGGCAUGUUCAUUCAAGAGUACAACUUACAGGAAUCACACCUGCUGAGUUAACACAAUCCAUGCGAAGGCUCUAUGACAGCUUUGUCGCCUUGGCGGGCCGUCUCCAUUCAGUUCAUUCUCAAGUUAAGGCUCAGAAAGAACAGUAUUUAUCACUUCGGAAAUAUAUUCUAAAUGAUGCAUCAGAUGUUUUUGAUGAAUCUGCUCGAAAUCGAGUAAAUGCAAUUUCAACUUUAACUGGUGCAAAUAGUGGGCAGCCUUCAAAAUCUAUGGUGGGACCGACUCCUUUCUCAGCUCUGAAUUCACAACAUGGCUUCGGACUCCUAACUGCAGGAGUUGCAGCUUCCUCAAGGCAAAACUUCCCCGGAGUGGGUCCUUUAGGAUGGAGCAGUCCAGGAAACACAGCAGGCAGCACAACCAUUCCUUUAACUCCCCAUCCUGAUAACUCUCAAUUUCAACUGCAGAAACCGCCAUCAGGAAAUAAACGUGGCAAACGCUGACUUCGGUGAUUACAGAGAUAUGUUGCUUAUUGAUUUAGCAAUGGCAUAAUUAUUGUGACUGUUUAAAUUUACUGUUUAUGGCAUCUGUCAUCUAUCUCCAUCACGAACCGUAUUAAUUCAACUAGGAAUAAACAUUCUGAAUUUUA
Frankliniella occidentalis (western flower thrips) is the source of this 2078-nucleotide messenger RNA. It is a transcript of the gene Nup58, whose product is annotated as nuclear pore complex protein Nup58. The record is from RefSeq and is a predicted model, not a curated record. Lineage: Eukaryota; Metazoa; Arthropoda; Insecta; Thysanoptera; Thripidae. Gene Ontology annotation, molecular function: structural constituent of nuclear pore. Gene Ontology annotation, cellular component: nuclear pore. The coding region runs from base 151 to 1932 and encodes 593 amino acids. The transcript has 10 exons. Gene Ontology annotation, biological process: nucleocytoplasmic transport.